Molecule: messenger RNA, 2446 nt
Organism: Arachis duranensis
Lineage: Eukaryota; Viridiplantae; Streptophyta; Magnoliopsida; Fabales; Fabaceae
Exons: 3
Coding region: 749-2446 (565 amino acids)
Molecular function (GO): DNA demethylase activity; DNA N-glycosylase activity
Source: RefSeq, a predicted model, not a curated record
UUAAGGUGCGGGCGGAGCAGGAAACAAAUAAAUCCUUUCAACAAAUAUUAAUUGACCCCAACAAGAUCUAUAAAGUAUAAUAAUGGAGGCAGGGUGCAUAUCAGCAUAUGCAAACAUAUAGAAUUUUGUGUAGUCAUGCUUAUCGGUUCUCACUUUCUGUAAAGUAAUAUUUUUUCCUUCACAAUUUUGCCCUGGAUAGAUAUCAGAUCUCCCUCGUUGUCAUUGACUCACUAUACCUACUGUAACUACAUCUCCAUGAUUUUCUCCGAAUUUUCGUUUUAACUUUGGUUUUGGUCUCAUGGAAGGGGUUCCUAUUCACCGCCAGCAAAAAGCGGAGUGAUCAAGAAGAAUCAGCCAAUUUCCGUUUCGGCUUUCGACACACAUGGUCGACAUGUCUCUGCGAUUUUUUUAAUUCAGUUUAACUUUUAUUUUAUGGGCAUAAAACUCUUAAAUCCUAUUGCAAUUACUAUCUUGACUAGCACCAGCUUUGUCAGUAACCGGUUACUUUCGACAGGCGGCACAUCACCGAAAAUGGGUCCUUACAACCAGCACCUAACUGAGUAAAGAUGUGGGUCUUUUCUCGGAAAAUUGAGCUUUGUAGAAUACCCUGAAAGAGCUCCAUCCACUCGGCUAUUUUGUCUGUUCUGUAACCAUUUUCUUGUGUCAUUUCCUUCUUUUGUUUGGGUCAAUUUUAAUCCUUUUUAAUAGGGAUUUAAGAGCUCUAACUGAAAAGUUCUUCAACCAAAGAAUGGAGGUUGGAGAAAUUGAUAGAAACAAGGUUCAAGGAGAGGUUCCAUGGAUCCCCAACACCCCUUCGAAGCCUAUUCUUCAAAGACCGCCGCCAAUCUAUGCUCCUGGAGAAGGAAUCGAGAUCGGGUCACAUUCUAAUGCGGUAUCUGCAUGUUGUGAAUCCUCAACCAAUGCUGAAAUUGAUACCAGGCAACACCUUCGGCUACCACAUGAGGCUGCAGUAACAAACAUUGCCUGUGACAGUGACAAAACAAGUGCAAGAUUGUCCUUUGACAACAAUUCUGUGUCGGGUAAUAACGGCUUUGCGGAGCUUUUGGCUCAGGCUAAUCCUUCUUCAGCAACCUACAUUGCAGCAUAUGCAGAUUUUCUGAGGAAUCAUUUUGUUCCUAAUUUAAAUACAGAGAUAAACCCGACCUGUGCUUUACUUGGCCAAGGUCAUCUCUCUUAUGAGCAACCCUUGUUCAAUGCUACUCACAAUUGUCAAGAUCCUCGAGGAUCAUCAUUCUUUACUUACUAUCGCCAUAACACUCCUUAUGCUGCCCCACAUGGUCCAGAUAAUGCUGUCAGAACAGAAAACACGCAAUAUGCAGAGACACAACUGCAUAUGGAAAAGAAGGAUCAAGGCAGAGAAGAGAAUAAAGUUUCAGAUGCAGAGCACAACAAUAAUGACAGCCCACAAAACAAAGAACUUUGUGAUCCUUUAAUAGAAUUUGGUGCUGUUUCUACACAAUGCCAAGAGAAUCAGAGCCAGAAUAAGGAAAUAAAUCCCCAUAUUAAUCUGAACAAGACACCACAACAAAAACCAAGAAGAAAGAAGCACCGCCCCAAGGUCAUCAUAGAAGGUAAACCGAGGAGAAACAGUAAAACAAAGACCCCAAAGUCUGAUCAAUCAAAAGACAGCUCAACCAGCAAAAGGAAAUAUGUAAGAAAGAAGGGAUCAAACACAACUUCUACUCCUCAAAUAGAAGUGACGGGAGAAUUGACUAAUCCAUUGAUGCCAGAAUCUGCCAAAAAGACAUGCCGAAGAUCCUUAAAUUUUGACGUAGGAGAUCAACAAAGGCAGAGAAAUUCUAGAUGCAUAGAAGAUACAAACAUAAAUUUAGGCAGAGAAACUGUUGCAGCAACAAAUACUUUGACAAAUGAAGGAAGACAAGCCCUCGGUACACCUCUUUCAGAAAGCAAUUCUUGUUGGGCAAAGCCACAUGCUAACUCGAUAGAGAAUGGCAACAAAAGAAAGGGUCCACAGGAUGAAAACAGAAACAGGGCACAAAUUCUAUCAAGCAGUGACACAAGAAUUUCAACCACAAGUUUACAAGCAGUUGGUUCCAAGAGAAAGCAUACAGGAACCAUUAAGCAUGAGGAUACCAACAGCAUUAAUCUGAUCGGGGUACAAUAUAAUAUGUUGCAGGCACACUACCAAGAGAGUUGGAUUCAAUUUCCAAAUAUUCAGAAGAAAAGGAGAAGUGAAAAGGGGAAAAAUUCCAAUACAUCUUCAGCAAGUGCAACAAAAAUUGUAGAAGUAGCAGUGUGCCCUCAAGAUGCUAGAUCAAGUCCUUACGCCUCAACUUCAAACUUUUGGCCCACUAGUUCUGAAUAUAAUGCAGUAAAAGUCCCAGUCAUGAUUACAGCUACAGAAAGAGUUAUUCAUGAUAAACCCCAGUCAUUCAGAUGCAACUUAUCUUUAUGGCAGAACUAA